Molecule: messenger RNA, 1008 nt
Organism: Colletotrichum karsti
Lineage: Eukaryota; Fungi; Ascomycota; Sordariomycetes; Glomerellales; Glomerellaceae
Exons: 1
Coding region: 1-1008 (335 amino acids)
Molecular function (GO): NAD binding; oxidoreductase activity, acting on the CH-OH group of donors, NAD or NADP as acceptor
Source: RefSeq, a predicted model, not a curated record
AUGACACCCCAUGCGUCUGAACCAAGACUUGAGCGUGUAGCUGCUCGGAAUCCCCCGGCUAAGCCAAAGCUGUACAUCCUCAGCGACUUUCACCCGGAAGCAGUCUGUUACGCACAGUCUCUAUUCGAUUGUGUUCUGUUUGGCGACCCGGAGGCCAACAACUGGAAGUCCAACGCCACGGCGAUCCUCAUUAAGGACUUCUACAUCACCGACGAUGAUUUGGUGGCGGCGCCGCAGCUGAAAGUCAUUGGCAAACAAGGCGUCGGGCUCGACAAGAUCGACCUGGAGGCUUGCAAGGCCAGGAGCGUCGAGGUCUGCAAUUCGCCCGGCGUAAACGCUGGAGCGGUCGCGGAGAUGACGUUAUGUUUGGCCUUCUCUGUCGCUAGGGAUGUACCUCAAAUCGUCUUACGGCAGAGGGUCGACGGGGAGGUUAGCCGCAAGGAGACGGUGAGCGGCAUGCUGCUACGUAAGAAGGUGGUCGGCAUCGUCGGCAUGGGUCAUAUCGGGCAAGCUGUUGCUCGUAUGUUCGUAGGGGGGCUGGAGGCCUCCAUACUAGCCUUCGACCCGUACUUCGAACCUCACGGCAGCAGUCCGUGGAACUCGAUCCCCCAUCGCCGGGUCGACAGCCUGGACGACAUUCUUGAUGCCUCGGAUAUCGUCACCCUUCACGUGCCUUUGACGACAGCGACGAGGGACCUUAUCUCUGCACCGCAGUUGAAACGCAUGAAGAGUACGGCUAUUCUGCUCAACACUGCUCGCGGGGGCACCGUCAACGAAGAUGACCUGGCCACGGCCCUUGAGCAUGGCUGGAUCUGGGGCGCCGGGUUCGACUGUCAUAUCCAGGAACCCCCGACGCUUCAAAAGUAUGCCCGCUUAUGGAAGUGCCCACGGUUUGUUGGAACUCCUCACAUUGCGGCCGCGACGGACGAAACUCAGAUAGCAACCAUCAACGCUGCGACGGACAAGGUUUACGACUUUCUUCAGGGUCUAAGCAAGUCUUCGGUGUGA